This is a messenger RNA of Chiloscyllium plagiosum (whitespotted bambooshark), 1910 nucleotides long. RefSeq names its product alpha-soluble NSF attachment protein. Gene Ontology annotation, cellular component: vacuolar membrane; synaptobrevin 2-SNAP-25-syntaxin-1a complex; terminal bouton. Lineage: Eukaryota; Metazoa; Chordata; Chondrichthyes; Orectolobiformes; Hemiscylliidae. The record is from RefSeq and is a predicted model, not a curated record. Gene Ontology annotation, molecular function: soluble NSF attachment protein activity; syntaxin binding. Gene Ontology annotation, biological process: intracellular protein transport; regulation of synaptic vesicle priming; synaptic transmission, glutamatergic.
GCUGGCGGAAGUGACGUAACGGAGAGGUCAGGGGCCCGGGUCGGAAGCAGCUCGAGCGGCGAUGGACAACUCGGCCAAGGAGCGGGAGGCGAUGGGCCUAAUGGCCGAGGCCGAGAAGAAAGUCCGCUCGGCCCGCUCCUUCAUCGUCUCCUUGUUCGGGGGGUCUUCUAGGUUAGAAGAAGCAUGUGAAAUGUACGCCAGGGCUGCUAACAUGUUUAAGAUGGCCAAGAAUUGGAGUGCUGCAGGCAAUGCUUUCUGUGAAGCUGCUAAACUUCAUCUCCACUUGCAGAGCAAACAUGAUGCGGCUACCAACUUUGUGGAUGCAGGAAAUGCCUUCAAGAAAGCUGACCCCCAAGAGGCCAUUAAUUGUUUGAACAGAGCUAUAGAAAUUUAUACAGAUAUGGGUCGGUUUACAAUUGCAGCGAAGCAUCACAUAUCAAUAGCAGAGAUUUACGAGAGUGAGUUGGUGGAUAUCGAGAAGGCAAUUGCACAUUAUGAACAAGCAGCUGAUUAUUACAAAGGUGAAGAGUCUAACAGUUCUGCAAACAAGUGCUUACUGAAAGUUGCUACGUAUGCUGCGCAGCUUGAACAGUAUCCCAAAGCUGUCGAGAUAUAUGAGCAGGUAGGCACCACGGCCAUGGACAGCCCACUCUUAAAGUACAGUGCCAAAGAAUACUUCUUCAAAGCUGCUCUCUGCCACUUUUGUGUCGAUAUGUUAAAUGCUAAGUUGGCAGUCACAAAAUAUGAGGAAAUGUUCCCAGCCUUCUCCGAUUCCAGGGAAUGUAAACUGGUCAAGAAAUUGCUCGAUGCCUUUGAGGAGCAGAAUGUCGAUGGCUACACCGAUGCAGUGAAGGAGUAUGAUUCCAUCUCCAGGUUGGAUCAGUGGUUGACUACAAUGCUUCUUCGUAUCAAGAAGACCAUUCAGGGCGAAGAGAGUGAUUUGCGUUAAGGAGUAAUCAUUUAUAUAAUAGCAACUGAAGGGGAAAAAUGUCAAUCCAACCAGUGAGGGGGAGGGGGGGAUGGAUAAAGAAUUUUUUUUCUUUAAAAACAGAAUCAAAAACUAUAAACUGCAAAUCAAAGCUGCAGGGACAUUCCAGAAUUGGAAAUUUUGGACAAUUGUUUGGCAUUUAUUAGUCAUGCCCAGCUGAACCUGUAAGCAAAUGAGCUCUGUUUCUUGAAACAGUCCUGUUGUAAGCUAUAACUUUUGCUCCCCCUCUUUUUUACACUAUCCUUCUCACGUGUAUAAAUGGUGUUUGCUUGUUUUAAAUUUAUAGCAUUAACUUGAUAACAAAACUAGAGGAAGAGAAAAUGCCUGGUGAUUGCCCAAUUCACUCCGCACAGUCUGUCAACAUGCAUCUUUCGUUUGUCGAUUAGUAGAUCACGGUCUUAAAAUCCCAUCUCAAACCAGAGUGCAGGCCUCUGGCAGGAUUGUUUUUGGCUGUGAUGCCUGCUGCCAGUUAAGUAGCCAGCUAUCGAGGGCUUGUGUGUUCCUGCUGGGACAGUUUAGCUGAGAAAUUGAGAGAAAUGGUUUGAGAUUUGGCCCAAGUGCGUGGUGGUUGGGGGGGAGGUGGUGUAACAUUGUGCUGGUGGUAGAUUAAGUUGUAACCUUUGUUUUAAUCUGAAGUUUCCAGUAUGCCACUCAGUGAAUGCUGUUGAAUAUUGCUUUUUUUGGGGGGGGGGGGGGUGUUUAAGGGCAGCAAUUUUUCCCAUUCGGUGCAGACAUGUCAUCCCAUUACUUGGAGCUCUCGGGGCGAUGUAGGUUUACUGUGCAAAGAAAUCUGAUGGGAUGAAGCCCAAAUCUUAGAUUGGCAAGUGUGUGCGUGUGUGGAUUAGACAUUCAGCCAAUUGUAACCAUUGUAUAAAUGCACAAUAUGAUAUUUUAAAAUCUGAAUAAAUGAAGUUUCACCUAA